AUGGAUGAUAGUCGGAUGGGGCGACAUCUUGCUCGUAUCAGUCAAGAGGCCAAGAUGGAAAAAGAUUUUCAAGAGAGGACUGAUCAUGCAGCCAUAGUUAAUGCGAGAACAGAGAAGGAAAUUGCAUUAGGAACAGAAAUUGCUAAGCAGAGUCAAGAAGUAGCAUGUCAACUGCUCCGUCGUCAUUAUUUACGUGAACACGACCCAGCACUAAGGGAGUUGUUGAAGAAAUUGCAGGCUGGUUAUGUUUGCAAAGACCUAAGGCAGCAGAUUUUAGAUAAUGAGUAUAGACAAUUGCAAAGAAAAGCAGAAGAAAAACAAUCAAAUAGAACUCUUGAAAGUUCAUUCUUGAGCAAUACAGAGGCUAAAGAGAAAGAAGAAAGAGAAAGAAUGGAGAAGAAAAUAAAAUAUUGCCAAGAGAUGCAACAACAGCUGGUGAACAAGCAAAGGGUAAGGCAAUGUCAGUAUGAGGAAAUGUUAAUUGAGAAGAAGAUGUUGGAAGAUGUAAUGAGGACCUUGGCUGAUGAAGAUCAAAGAGAGCUGAAACAGAAACGGGAGCAGACAGAAAAGUUGCGUAAUGAAAUGGAAACCUUCAAGAAGGCCCGCGAGGCUUGGAAAAUGAAGCAGAGGGAACUCCUUGUGCUAGAAGAGAAGAAGAUAGAGGAGCAAAAGAAGGCUGCGUCCGAUAGAGACCAGGCUAUG
Messenger RNA from Iphiclides podalirius (scarce swallowtail), 702 nucleotides. The record is from the annotation of a GenBank genome assembly. Lineage: Eukaryota; Metazoa; Arthropoda; Insecta; Lepidoptera; Papilionidae.